Messenger RNA from Nicotiana attenuata, 2838 nucleotides. Its product is annotated as delta-1-pyrroline-5-carboxylate synthase-like. The record is from RefSeq and is a predicted model, not a curated record. Gene Ontology annotation, cellular component: cytoplasm. Gene Ontology annotation, molecular function: glutamate-5-semialdehyde dehydrogenase (NADP+) activity; glutamate 5-kinase activity; ATP binding. The transcript has 20 exons. Bases 273 to 2426 code for a protein of 717 amino acids. NCBI's taxonomy places the organism in Eukaryota, Viridiplantae, Streptophyta, Magnoliopsida, Solanales, Solanaceae.
AUCUACUUCAAGGGUCAAUUCGUGUUAUAUAUAAGUAGGAAGAUAUCAUCCAUCUCUAAUCUAAUCUACAACAAAACAAAGCACAAGUAACUCUGCAUACAAGAAAAAAAGAAGCAGAAAAAAUAGAUAGGAGUAAGGAGGAUUUGAAGUUGUAUCUUUUUUGUUGUUGCUUUGGUGGAGUUGCGGGAGUUGAGGACUCACUCUCCGCAUUAAGGGAUACCCAGGGCUAGGAGAGGAGCCGUUUCUCCUUUGUUUGUUUAUAUCGUCUGACUAUGGAUUCGGCUGAUCCUGCUCGGGCAUUUGUUAAGGACGUCAAACGAAUUAUUAUCAAGGUUGGAACUGCAGUCGUGACUCGAGGUGAUGGAAGAUUAGCACUUGGAAGAAUGGGCUCACUGUGUGAGCAGAUUCGGGAACUUACCACCCAAGGCUUUGAAGUUAUUUUGGUGACCUCAGGUGCCGUUGGUGUUGGCCGUCAGCGGCUUCGAUAUAGGAAGCUUAUUAAUAGCAGCUUUGCGGACCUUCAAAAGCCUCAAGGUGAUCUUGAUGGCAAGGCUUGUGCUGCUGUGGGUCAGAAUGGCCUCAUGGCUCUGUAUGAUACGUUAUUUAGUCAGUUGGAUGUAACCUCAGCUCAGCUUAUGGUGACUGAUAAUGACUUUAGAGAUCCGGACUUUAGGAGACAACUCAAUGAAACUGUAAACUCAUUGCUCUGUCUGAAAGUUGUACCUAUAUUUAACGAGAAUGAUGCUAUCAGCACGCGGAAAGCUCCUUAUGAGGACUCCUCUGGAAUCUUUUGGGAUAAUGACAGUUUGGCAGCUCUACUGGCUCUGGAGCUAAAAGCUGAUCUUCUUGUUUUGUUGAGCGACGUAGACGGUCUUUACACUGGCCCUCCAAGUGAUCCGCAAUCAGAGCUAAUUCAUACAUAUGUUAAAGAGAAGCAUGAGGGGUUGAUUACUUUUGGAGACAAGUCUAGAGUGGGAAGAGGGGGCAUGACUGCCAAGGUAAAAGCUGCUGUGUAUGCAGCUUAUGCUGGCAUUCCUGUUGUGAUAACCAGUGGCUUCGCCAACAACAAUAUUAUUAAAGCACUAGACGGAGAACGUGUUGGCACUCUGUUUCAUCGUGAAGCCAUUAAAUGGGCAUCAACAGGGGAUAUCGAUGCUCGCGAGAUGGCAGUUUCUGCUAGAGAAUGUGCCAGGCGGCUUCAGGCACUCUCUUCUCAAGAAAGGAGUAAAAUUUUGCUAGAUGUAGCUGAUGCACUGGAAGCAAAUGAAGAGGAAAUCCUGGCUGAAAAUGAAGCUGAUGUGGCUGCUGCUCAACAAGCUGGAUACGAGAAGGCUUUGAUAUCUCGGUUAGCUUUGAAGCCAGGAAAAAUUUCAAGUCUUGCAAACUCUGUUCGUGUGCUUGCUAACAUGGAUGAGCCUAUUGGCCGCAUUUUAAAGAGAACGGAGCUUGCUGACGGAAUCAUAUUGGAGAAGACGUCAUCUCCAUUGGGCGUUCUCCUGAUUAUUUUUGAGUCACGACCUGAUGCACUUGUACAGAUAGCUUCUCUAGCAGUCCGAAGUGGGAAUGGCCUCUUGUUGAAAGGAGGAAAGGAGGCCAAAAGAUCAAAUGCAAUUUUACACAAGGUGAUUACCUCAGCCGUUCCUCCAAGCGUUGGUGAAAAACUUAUUGGGUUAGUGACUUCUAGAGAAGAGAUCCCGGAAUUGCUUAAGCUUGAUGAUGUGAUUGAUCUUGUUAUACCAAGAGGUAGCAAUAAACUUGUUUCUCAAAUUAAGGCCGCAACAAAAAUUCCUGUUCUUGGUCAUGCUGAUGGUAUUUGCCAUAUUUUCAUUGACAAGUCUGCUGACUUGGAUAUGGCCAAACGUAUUGUUUCGGAUGCGAAAACAGAUUAUCCAGCAGCCUGCAAUGCAAUGGAAACUCUUCUCGUUCAUAAGGAUUUGGUGCAAACCGGAGGUCUUAAUGACCUGAUUCUGGAACUUCAAGAAAAAGGUGUUUCUUUAUUUGGUGGACCUAAAGCAAGCUCCCUACUUAGUAUUCCCGAAGCAAAUUCCUUCCAUCAUGAAUAUGGUGCACUGGCUUGCACUGUCGAAGUUGUUGAAGAUGUGAAUGCUGCAAUAGAUCAUAUACAUCGUCACGGGAGUGCUCACACUGAUAGCAUCAUUACUGAAGACAAAGAAGUUGCUGAACUCUUUUUACGUCAAGUUGACAGUGCUGCUGUACUUCAUAAUGCAAGCACAAGAUUUAGUGACGGCUUUCGCUUUGGACUUGGUGCUGAGGUGGGGAUUAGUACAAGUCGCAUUCAUGCUCGUGGUCCAGUUGGAGUUGAGGGAUUGCUGACAACUAGAUGGCUUGCAAGGGGAUCUGGACAAGUCGUUGAUGGUGAUAAAGCAAUUGUCUACACUCACAAAGACCUUAAUCUGGAGGCUUGAGUGGAAAUGUGUACAAGUAUUAUUAUUACUAUUAUUAUUAUUAUUAUCCUCCUCUGGAUCUUGGAAGAUGUGUUGUACACUUGGAUUUUGGUAAAGCGCCAUUUGAUGCUUAUCCUGGAAUUUUCAAGUGUUUCAGCUGUGGAUAGUGAAUUGUGAUGGCAAGAAAGGACCAGGGCAGGACAACUAGGAUUUGCCUUACUGCUGGGCAAAAUAAUUUUUGUAAUUAGCAGAGGUUAAUGAAGUUCGUGUGGUAGAUUAUUACAUACAUGGUUGCUGUAGUAAACUAGCUGCCAAAUUUGUCUCAGUAAGAGCUUUCGAUUAGUUAUUAUUAAAACUUCAAAUCUGUAAGCAAGAAAAAAUAAAGUUGAGUUUCAUUAUAUAUUGUUAAUGAAAUUGAAUACUUUUUUUCAUA